AUGGAAGUGAAAGCUAGAGCUCCUGGGAAAAUCAUCCUCUCGGGUGAACAUGCAGUUGUUCAUGGAUCUACAGCCGUUGCUUCCUCCAUUGACCUCUACACCUAUGUCUCUCUUCGCUUUCCCACUCCUUCUGACAAUGAUGAUGCACUAAGACUCCAGCUCAAGGAUGUUGGAUUAGAGUUUUCAUGGCCAAUUGGUAGAAUUAAAGAAGCACUAUCAGAAAAAGAUAUUCCCAACUCAUCAGUGCCGACCUCAUGUUCAAUAGAGUCACUUAGAUCACUUGCUGCUUUAGUUGAUGAACUAAAGAUUCCAGAAGCAAAAAUUGGACUUGGUGCUGGAGUGUUGGCUUUUCUUUGGCUGUAUUCAUCUAUCCAAGGAUAUAAGCCUGCGACUGUUGUUAUUACUUCAGAACUUCCUUUGGGUUCAGGCCUGGGUUCAUCUGCAGCAUUAUGUGUUGCACUGUCAGCUGCUCUUCUUUCUUUCUCAGACUCUGUAAAUCUGGAUUUGAGCCACCAAGGGUGGUUAACUUUUGGGGAAAGUGAACUUGAAUUGCUGAACAAAUGGGCUUUUGAAGGUGAAAAGAUUAUCCAUGGAAAGCCAUCUGGAAUUGACAAUACAGUUGCUACAUAUGUGAUUCAGGUUGACAUGUUUGUUAGAGUUCAAAUGUUAACCAUGGAGUAUUUAGUUUCCUCAUCUGUUCAAGGGAAGGGAUUAACUGCAUUUGAUUUUCUACCACAAAAUUCUUAUGCAACAGGCAAUAUGAUCAAGUUCAAAUCAGGUAGCCUAACUCGCAUCAAAACAAAUAUGACACUGAAAAUGCUUAUUACCAACACAAAAGUUGGGAGGAACACAAAGGCCUUAGUUGCUGGUGUUUCAGAGAGGACCUUAAGGCAUCCAGAAGCUAUGGCUUCUGUGUUCAGUGCAGUUGAUUCUAUCAGCACGGAAUUGGCUACGAUCAUCCAAUCACCCGCUCCUGAUGAUCUCUCCUUAACUGAAAAGGAAUCAAAAAUAGAAGAGUUGAUGGAAAUGAACCAAGGAGCUGGGGGUGGAGGUUGUGUUCUCACGCUAUUACCAACCUUGUUAUCAGGAACUGUUGUUGAUAAAGUAACUUCUGAACUGGAGUCUUGUGGGUUCCAUUGUUUGACGGCUGCCAUUGGUGGAAAUGGUGUUGAAAUUUGCUUUGGCGAUUCAUCCUAA
Messenger RNA from Prunus armeniaca (apricot), 1197 nucleotides. NCBI's taxonomy places the organism in Eukaryota, Viridiplantae, Streptophyta, Magnoliopsida, Rosales, Rosaceae. The record is from the annotation of a GenBank genome assembly.